GGUGGGAUUUUGGGGGGCGCUGGUGGGCACCCCUGAAUCUGGCGGCUGCGGCCUCGUGGGGGGGAGGCUGCACGGUGACAGGGUUAGGGGGACUGUUUUAGGGGUGAAGGGCUGUGAGACUGUGCGAGGGAGUGGGGUCCCCAGCGCCCAAGCCGGAGCGAGAGACGCGGAGCCCGCGCGAGCGGCGGAGACAGGGUUCCAGAGCUACAGAUCCGGGCCCCGGCCGCCGCCAGGGGCCCCGCCCGGCCCCCCCACCCCACCCCAGCUCCCUCCUGCAGCCCAGCUCCGCCCGCAGCCGCCGCGGACCAGGCCAGCACCGCCGCCAUGAUGUGCGAGGUGAUGCCCACCAUCAGCGAGGAUGGCCGGCGGGGCUCGGCGCUGGGCCCGGACGAGGCGGGCGGCGAGCUGGAGCGCCUCAUGGUCACGAUGCUCACGGAGCGCGAGCGCCUGCUGGAGACGCUGCGCGAGGCGCAGGACGGGCUGGCGACGGCGCAGCUGCGGCUGCGCGAGCUGGGCCACGAGAAGGACUCCCUGCAGCGCCAGCUCAGCAUCGCGCUGCCCCAGGAGUUCGCGGCGCUGACGAAGGAGCUGAACUUGUGUCGAGAGCAGCUGCUGGAGCGGGAAGAAGAGAUCGCGGAGCUGAAGGCCGAACGGAACAACACGCGGCUGCUGCUGGAACACCUGGAGUGCCUGGUGUCCAGACACGAGCGGUCACUGCGCAUGACCGUGGUGAAGCGCCAGGCCCAGUCCCCGGGCGGGGUCUCCUCUGAGGUGGAGGUGCUCAAGGCUCUCAAGUCCCUCUUCGAGCACCACAAGGCCCUGGACGAGAAGGUCCGGGAGCGGCUGCGGAUGGCGCUGGAGCGGGUGGCUGUCCUAGAAGAGGAGCUGGAGAUGAGCAACCAGGAGACUCUGAACCUUCGAGAUCAGCUGGCGAGGCGCCGAUCCGGGCUGGAGGAGCCCGGCAAGGACGGGGACGGGCAGACCCUUGCCAAUGGCCUGGGCCCCGGAGGCGAAUCCAACCGGCGCUCGGCUGAGCUGGAGGAGGCCCUGGAGCGGCAGCGAGCGGAGGUGUGCCAGCUGCGGGAGCGCCUGGCGGUGCUGUGCCGCCAGAUGAGCCAGCUGGAGGAGGAGCUGGGCACCUCCCACCGCGAGCUGGGUAAGGCCGAGGAAGCCAACGUCAAGCUCCAGCGCGACCUCAAGGAGGCCUUGGCGCAGCGGGAGGACAUGGAGGAGCGGAUCACGACGCUGGAGAAGCGCUAUCUGAGCGCCCAGCGCGAGGCCACGUCUCUGCACGACGCCAACGACAAGCUGGAGAACGAGCUGGCCAGCAAGGAGUCGCUGUACAGGCAGAGCGAGGAGAAGAGCCGCCAGCUGGCAGAGUGGCUGGACGACGCCAAGCAGAAGCUGCAGCAGACGCUGCAGAAGGCCGAGACCCUGCCGGAGAUAGAGGCGCAGCUGGCCCAGCGCGUGGCGGCCCUCAACAAGGCUGAGGAGCGCCACGGGAAUUUCGAGGAGCGCCUCAGGCAGCUGGAGGCCCAGCUGGAGGAGAAGAACCAAGAACUGCAGCGGGCCAGGCAGCGGGAGAAGAUGAACGAUGACCACAAUAAGCGGCUGUCCGAGACAGUGGACAAACUGCUGAGCGAGUCCAAUGAGCGGUUACAGCUUCACCUCAAGGAGCGGAUGGGGGCGCUGGAGGAGAAGAACUCACUGAGCGAGGAGAUUGCCAACAUGAAGAAACUUCAGGACGAGCUGCUGCUUAACAAGGAGCAGCUCCUGGCCGAGAUGGAGCGAAUGCAGAUGGAGAUCGACCAGCUGCGGGGGAGGCCGCCGUCCUCCUACUCCAGGUCUCUCCCUGGCAGUGCCCUGGAGCUCCGUUAUUCCCAGGCGCCUACGCUGCCUUCUGGUGCGCACCUGGACCCCUAUGCGGCCGGCGGUGGCCGAGCAGGCAAGAGGAGCCGCUGGUCGGGGGUCAAGGAUGAGCCCUCCAAGAGACAGGAGUGGGAGCGGUCUGCCCCUGCGGGGUCCAUGCCACCCCCGUUUCCGGGGGAACUGGACGGCUCAGACGAGGAGGAGGCGGAGGGGAUGUUUGGGGCCGAGCUGCUCUCCCCCAGCGGGCAGGCUGACGUGCAGACGCUGGCCAUCAUGCUUCAGGAGCAGCUGGAAGCCAUCAACAAGGAGAUCAAGCUGAUCCAAGAGGAGAAGGAGACCACAGAACAAAGGGCAGAAGAACUGGAGAGCCGGGUAUCUGGCUCUUGCCUGGACUCGCUGGGCCGCUACCGCAGUAGCUGCUCACUGCCCCCCUCCCUCACCACCUCCACUCUCGCCAGUCCUUCCCCUCCCAGCUCCGGACACUCAACGCCCCGCCUGGCACCCCCCAGUCCUGCCCGUGAGGGCACCGACAAAGCUAAUCAUGUCCCCAAGGACGAAGCUGGGGCUCCGCGAGGAGAGGGGCCGGCCGUCCCCGGAGACACUCCGCCUCCCACUCCCCGCUCCGCCCGCCUGGAGAGGAUGACCCAGGCCUUGUCGCUGCAGGCGGGGUCUCUGGAGGACGGGGGGCCCGCCCGGGGAAGCGAGGGCGCCCAGGACCCCCUGCACAAGGCCCCCAAGAAGAAGAGCAUCAAGUCCUCCAUCGGCCGCCUCUUCGGCAAGAAGGAGAAGGGGCGGAUGGGACCCCCAGGACGGGACAGCUCCUCUCUGGCUGGAACUCCCUCCGAUGAGACGCUGGCCACGGACCCUCUGGGGCUAGCCAAGCUGGCGGGGCCGGGAGACAAGGACCGGAGAAACAAGAGGAAGCAUGAGCUGCUGGAGGAGGCCUGCCGCCAGGGCCUGCCCUUUGCCGCCUGGGAUGGCCCCACCGUGGUCUCCUGGCUGGAGCUGUGGGUAGGCAUGCCCGCGUGGUACGUGGCCGCCUGCCGGGCCAAUGUCAAGAGCGGCGCCAUCAUGGCCAACCUGUCGGACACGGAGAUCCAGCGGGAGAUCGGCAUCAGCAACCCGCUGCACCGGCUCAAGCUGCGCCUGGCCAUCCAGGAGAUGGUCUCCCUCACCUCGCCCUCCGCCCCCGCCUCCUCCCGCACGUCCACAGGGAACGUGUGGAUGACCCAUGAGGAGAUGGAGUCCCUCACCGCCACCACGAAGCCCGAGACCAAGGAGAUCAGCUGGGAGCAGAUCCUGGCGUACGGCGACAUGAACCACGAGUGGGUGGGGAAUGACUGGCUGCCCAGCCUGGGGCUGCCCCAGUACCGCAGCUACUUCAUGGAGUCGCUGGUGGACGCCCGCAUGCUGGACCACCUCAACAAGAAGGAGCUCCGCGGGCAGCUGAAGAUGGUGGACAGCUUCCACAGGGUGAGCCUGCAUUACGGGAUCAUGUGCCUGAAACGGCUCAACUACGACCGGAAAGACCUGGAGCGGCGGCGGGAGGAGAGUCAGACCCAGAUCCGGGACGUGAUGGUGUGGUCCAAUGAGCGGGUCAUGGGCUGGGUGUCCGGCCUGGGGCUGAAGGAAUUCGCCACGAACCUCACGGAGAGCGGGGUGCACGGGGCGCUGCUGGCCCUGGACGAGACCUUCGACUACUCGGACCUGGCCCUGCUCCUGCAGAUCCCCACGCAGAACGCGCAGGCCCGGCAGCUCCUGGAAAAGGAGUUCAGUAACCUCAUCUCCCUGGGCACGGACCGGCGGCUGGACGAGGACAGCGCCAAGUCCUUCAGCCGCUCGCCGUCCUGGCGGAAGAUGUUCCGGGAGAAGGACCUCCGAGGCGUGAGCCCCGACUCCGCGGAGAUGCUGCCCCCCAACUUCCGCUCGGCCGCGGCGGGGGCCCUGGGCUCGCCCGGGCUCCCCCUUCGCAAGCUGCAGUCGGAAGGCCCGCCCUCCGGGAACUCCCGGGCGGACGGCGUGUCGGUGCGGACCUACUCCUGCUAGUGCGGGCCGCCAGGUGAGGACCCCGGGGCGGUCCGGGUCCGGGGCGGCGCCGUGGAUCCUCGCGGAAGGUGACCUCGCCCGGACGCAGCGCCUCCCAGAGGCCGGGCCGCCCCCUCCGCCCGGGCGGCCUCGCCGCUGGGAGCGCGCCCGGAGCUGCGCCGCGGACCGGACCAUCCGCACAGCCGGCGGGGGCGCGUCCCCCCCACAUGGACUGGCCCGGACCGAACCACAUGGACUGGACCGAGAGGGGGACGGAGAGGGCGGGAAGAGUCCCGCCCCACACCCCCAGCUCCCGGCCCCCACUUUGUAAUUUAUUGAUCAGUUUCCGACGGGAGGCGGGUGCCCGUUCCCCCGGGAGGGGGCGGGGCUGUCCUCCCGGGGCCG
Pipistrellus kuhlii (Kuhl's pipistrelle) is the source of this 4299-nucleotide messenger RNA. It is a transcript of the gene PPFIA3, whose product is annotated as PTPRF interacting protein alpha 3. Gene Ontology annotation, cellular component: presynaptic active zone. The transcript is spliced from 29 exons. Gene Ontology annotation, biological process: synapse organization. The record is from RefSeq and is a predicted model, not a curated record. The coding region runs from base 325 to 3915 and encodes 1196 amino acids. Lineage: Eukaryota; Metazoa; Chordata; Mammalia; Chiroptera; Vespertilionidae. Gene Ontology annotation, molecular function: protein binding.